Protopolystoma xenopodis is the source of this 447-nucleotide messenger RNA. Lineage: Eukaryota; Metazoa; Platyhelminthes; Monogenea; Polystomatidea; Polystomatidae. The record is from the annotation of a GenBank genome assembly.
AUGCAGGCGGACUUUUACAUCCGACCCUGCAUGGAAGUGUUGAAGCGGCACUCCUGUUUUGCUUCACUCCACCCUUCAGUUUUCCUGGAUCUGAGUGGUCUCAACGAAGGCCCUAAUGCCGACAGAGCAAGGGCAUUAAGUUUAAAUAAAGUCUGGAACUUUGGAUCCACGCAGUCUAAAGUGCAGCAAAUCGAGGACGUUGCGGUAGAUGACGAUAACGAACUGCUGCUGAUAGCCCACAAUCCAUUCAAUGAGACGAUCCGAUCGAGUCAAGAGACUUGGUGCUCCUGGCUGCAUGUCGCGCCAAUCGGGUUCGGCUCUUAUUUACAGCGCAUCGCUGAUCAGAUUGUGACAUGGACGCAGAAGGAAGAGGCCGCAUAUCAAGCCAUGCAGCUGAGCAUCAGUCUGAAACCACAACCAGAAGAGGUUAAUAAAAAUUGUUCUUGA